This is a messenger RNA of Kockovaella imperatae, 879 nucleotides long. RefSeq lists its product as hypothetical. The transcript has a single exon. Lineage: Eukaryota; Fungi; Basidiomycota; Tremellomycetes; Tremellales; Cuniculitremaceae. Bases 1 to 879 code for a protein of 292 amino acids. Gene Ontology annotation, molecular function: ribosome binding; translation initiation factor activity. The record is from RefSeq and is a predicted model, not a curated record. Gene Ontology annotation, cellular component: mitochondrion. Gene Ontology annotation, biological process: ribosome disassembly; mitochondrial translational initiation.
AUGGCGACCGCUAGACUCAUCGAAUCAGCACUGUACCUAUCCUACCGCCGUAUCACGCCUCGGAUCGUCGGACCUCGGCCAGUACUCCCGCCGCCCCAAGCUGGACCUUCGACUCGCUCACUCCGUCUGCGACCUUUUUCUUCCUCUUCGCCCCGGCACGACCAACCCAAAGACGAUGAGAUUCCCUAUAGCGAAGUUCACACUGUGAAUGAUGAUGGGAGACUGAACGGAUUGGUGCCGUUACAUCGUAUUCGAGCCGCAGUGAACCUACAGACACACCAUGUCGUACUCGUGUCUGAGGACCCGCCAGUCGUCAAAGUCAUUGCCAAAACUGAUUUACAAGCUUUCGAGAGGAGACGAGAGGCGGACCUCAAAACGGCUAAGAAGCUCCAGAUCCAAGAGAAGGAAGUUCAAAUAUCUUGGAGUGCUGCCGAUGGCGAUAUACAAACGAAAUUAUCACAGGCCAAGAAUCACCUGGCGAAAGGGGACAGAGUCUUGUUGAUCUUUGCACCGAGACAGGGGUCAAAGAAACGUGCUUUACCGGAACGAAUGGAACACAUCGUCGGACUCUUUGAUAAGGGAUUGGAAGAUACAGCUGAGAAAUGGAAAGACGACGAGUUCAAAGGCAGGGUGGUCACGAGUCACUGGCAGCCUCUGAAGACCGUCGCUGCGGCCCUCAAAAACAAGGUAUUGGAACAAGAGGAUAACAAGGCCAGAAGCAAGGAUGAGAAGAAGGAGCAGAGGAAACGGGAGGCUAGAGCGAGACAAGAGUUGGCCAUGAAGCGUAGGAGAGAAGAAGAAGAGGAGACCAGGCGGGUGUUGGAAGCUAGACAGAGGGAGUUGGAUGAGAUUGCAGCGAAGGAGCGGGAAGGACAGUAG